Messenger RNA from Melampsora larici-populina 98AG31, 1865 nucleotides. RefSeq lists its product as uncharacterized. Lineage: Eukaryota; Fungi; Basidiomycota; Pucciniomycetes; Pucciniales; Melampsoraceae. Bases 130 to 1635 code for a protein of 501 amino acids. The transcript is spliced from 6 exons. Gene Ontology annotation, cellular component: Golgi apparatus. Gene Ontology annotation, molecular function: GTPase activator activity. Gene Ontology annotation, biological process: endoplasmic reticulum to Golgi vesicle-mediated transport; endocytosis; intra-Golgi vesicle-mediated transport. The record is from RefSeq and is a predicted model, not a curated record.
AGACACUAACGAUAAGAUCAUCAACACGGUAGUACCACCACGUACCACCAUCACCGGUUAAAUUAUCAAGCUUUAAAGUUAGCAAUAUUAAGAUCACGAUUCUUUACCACACUGGUUUAACUUCAAGCCAUGUCUUCUGGUCUCAGCAAAGCCGCCAUCGAACGUCAUCAGCGUCUCGUACUUGACUUGCUAAAACAGCCUGGCAACGAGGUAUGCGCAGAUUGUCGAACGCGUAACCCACGUUGGGCGUCGUGGAAUCUUGGGAUCUUCAUAUGUGUAAAAUGUGCGGGUAUCCAUAGGAAAAUGGGAACGCAUAUAAGCAAGGUAAAGAGCCUCACGUUGGACAGCUGGACUAAGGAGCAAGUUGAACGGAUGCGGUCUACAGGAAAUAUAAAAGCAAACAUGCAAUGGAAUCCCAACUCCGCCAAGAAUCCCCCCCCUACAGAUCUAGAGGAAUCAGAACGUGAUAGCCAGCUCGAAAGAUUCAUUCGUAAGAAGUACGAGUCCGCUCAGUUCACCAAAUCUGACACGACUAUGUCUCCAAUCGAAGCUACUCCUCGACUGCCAUCGACUAUUAUCCCCCCAAUUUCUCGCCCACACCUCCCAUCUAGCUUGGAAGUUUCGUUGCCCACCCGAUCAUCUUCAGCCGUUGGCCGCCGCAGCGUCACAAGCCAGGUCCAUUCAAAACCACCAACACAUCAAGGAGUGGACCCCAAUACAGCUUACCGGCAUAUCCCAACUUCUUCAUCUGCUCCUCUCUUGCCUCCGAUUAGGCCAUCCACAGCUCCGAUUCCAAAUGCUAUGAGGGCGGAGCCUGUACCACCCUUACCAGCGUUCCCCUCCAUGAUGUCAUUAUCAUCGAUAACUAAUGGUGGAUCAUCCAAUCUGCCUCCAAUGCACGCGAACCAAAAUCAUUCGAUUUACCAGCAAGGUCUUCCACCAGUAGUUUCUAACUCAUCCACUAUCAGAAAAGAUGGGAUUUGGGGAGAUCUCAUGGAACUCCAGAAUCCUACUAAUACUUCUCACACGAUCUCUAGUCAAGCACCUUCUGUAGUAGCUUCCAUGCCAUCUAUGUGGCCCACCUCGGCCAUGCCACCCAUUCCACACUCGGCACCCUCUUACAUGACACCUCAGUCAACUACCCCGAUGAAUCCAAUGUCAUAUACGUCACCAACCAAUGCAUUCAACAACAUCUCUAGCCAGGUCGCCAGCAAUCACAACCCUUUCACUUCCGCUCUAGGGCCUACCUCCUUACCUAAUAUGACAUCCACGACUGCUACGUCGAUCACACCUUCCCAUAACGCCUUCAAUAUGUCGAAUUUCUUACCGCCUCACUUGAGCUCACAAACUCGAACCACCAAUCCAUUCUUGGGUCCUGUCGGUCUACCAACCGCUCAGAACAAUGUAUUCACAUCUAAUAAUCCUUUUGCACCUUCUGUUGCUCAGCCUCACACAAUUCAAAGCAACGGAUCAUCCUAUCCUUCUAUGCAACAACCGACCCAUCAUUUUCAGCAGCCACUAAUGCAGGCAGCAGCACCUUCAAAUUUAGCAUAUCAGCAUUCCUAUCCUUCUGCUCAAAUACCGCAUCAUCAUACCCAACAGCAAUCCUCACCUUUUGGAUCUUCACUGAUGUAAUUCCUUUUCCUCUACAUCCAAUGUGCCAGUGUUGUAUAUAUAAGUGUGUAUGUAAGUAUGUCAGCAAAGCAUUUUUCUUCCUUUGUAUGUAUGAAUCUCAUAGGUAAACUUCAUGCAAGACAACUUGUCCUUUCUUAUGUGGCCUAGUUCUCAAAAGGAUAACAAUAUACCAAUCUUUGAUGUGCGUACCCUAAUUGCAUUUGAAGGCAGCGAGGACCGUGGUAUCUCCU